This is a messenger RNA of Botrytis cinerea B05.10, 1197 nucleotides long. RefSeq lists its product as hypothetical. The record is from RefSeq and is a predicted model, not a curated record. Lineage: Eukaryota; Fungi; Ascomycota; Leotiomycetes; Helotiales; Sclerotiniaceae. Bases 548 to 1072 code for a protein of 174 amino acids. The transcript has a single exon.
GUUAAUCGAGAGAAGAAUCAUCCCGAGCUCGAGCAGAGUUUUCGGCCUUUCUAGCAUAUUUUCAUUUACCUGGUAAGUACAGACAUGUGAUCUCUUGGGUAACUGCAAGGAAACGUGAUGAUGAUUGCUAUGCCCUGCCCUAUGUGAGGCUGUUCUCUGAACACCCGGGACUUUGUUUUAUUUCUCAUAAAUUAUGACGAUUCGCGAGAAAGAAAAAACCAUUUGGCAGAGAAGAAGAUCGGGCCCGUGAUUCAACGAAGGCAGCUUGAAAGGAGGAAAAAGAAGAAUUGACUCCAAGCACAAAGAAAGGAAGCAUGUUCUUCAAAGAGUGUAGAAGGGCUACAGAGUAUGGGGGUGAUUAUAGAGUGGCUGUUUUCAUUUCUUUAUACCUGCCUUUAGCCUCAAGUGCAACUGUAAAAAAUGUAACGAUCUUUUUUCUUUCAUUCAGAUUACUCUCAGGGACAUCAUAGUUAUUUCUAUAGCCACCGUUUUAGACCUCAAGGGCUUUCCUUUCUCUUCAAUCGACCAGUACAGUGUUCCUGUCAAUAUGAACCAUCAAAUUUCGGAUACGGCCUACAAAUAUCCAGAUGCAUGCCCAAAACACGGCUACAACCUCGAAUGGCGCACAUGUCUACGCUGUGAUGCCAUCAAGCUGUACAACCAGAACUCUAUAGCAAGUUUUAUAGAUCUCGGCGGCAAAUCCAGUCUAGAAUCUAAUCGGCAAUAUUCGGAAGCAACGAGGCCAGCGGUGGAAAACUUCCCCACGGAGGAUCAUUAUGAUUCUGUCUCAUUUGACGGUCCCAGCAACUACUCCGAGCGUCUUGUAUUGACUCCCAGCGACGGCAUGGGUGUUGCCAACGAUAAAUCAUCAAAACCCUGUAAGAGACGUAAUCGUUUGCACAAAAACGCUAAGAUUAAUUCUGGAAUCGCGGAAGGGGAUGUCGAGAAUGAGAUAGAGUACCUUCCGCUAUUUGACGAAAUGCCCCAGGAGUCCCAAACUGGAUCAUUUAGACGUCGAGACACGAAUGAAAAGCGUAGGGCCAGUGAUCGACAUGUCAGUUUCGCAGAAUAGGCUCAAUCAAGGUAUCCUGGUGUAGUAGGUCUUAAUGUCGUCUGAUGUGGGGCUGGAUUGACGGAAAUUCGAACUGGGAUAUAUAAUAUUGACAAUUUCUUAUCAGAUAAUAAUUAUAAUUAUCA